Molecule: messenger RNA, 2347 nt
Organism: Neocloeon triangulifer
Lineage: Eukaryota; Metazoa; Arthropoda; Insecta; Ephemeroptera; Baetidae
Product: cyclin-dependent kinase-like 2
Exons: 9
Coding region: 238-2001 (587 amino acids)
Biological process (GO): protein phosphorylation
Cellular component (GO): nucleus
Molecular function (GO): cyclin-dependent protein serine/threonine kinase activity; ATP binding
Source: RefSeq, a predicted model, not a curated record
UGCGUCAUCGAUCGGUGCCUCGAGGGCCACGCCGUUCUCGGCGCCGACGGCACACAAGACGUUCUUCGUCCGAGGAGCAGCGGUGCUCUGGCCGCUGCCGGAGAAGCCAAUUCAAAUUUUGUAAAUUCACCUCAGCAAUUCGUGAUCUGCAAGGAGGAUUAAAACAAGCGCGGUUGGACAUAUCAAGCUGUUUUGAGGGAAGGCCAUGAGUGUUGGCGGAAGGCGCGCCGGAGGAGCAUGGAAAAGUACGAAACUCUCGGAGUAGUUGGCGAAGGCUCGUACGGCCUCGUGCUGAAAUGUCGGCAUCGUGAGUCUGGACAGUUGGUGGCCAUCAAACGCUUCCUCGAGACCGAAGACGACUUGGCCGUCAGGAAAAUGGCAUUAAGAGAAAUCAGGAUGUUGAAGAAAUUACGGCACGAAAAUUUAGUAAGCAUGUUGGAAGUUUUUCGGAGGAAACGACGCUUCUACCUGGUCUUCGAGUUCAUGGACCACACCCUGCUAGAAGAGUUGGAGGAACGCACCUCCACUUCCUGUCCUGGGCUCGGCGAGGCCACGGUGCGCAGACACGCGUUCCAGAUCCUCCGCGGCCUCGACUUCUGCCACUCGAGCAACAUCAUUCACCGAGACGUGAAGCCCGAAAACGUGCUCGUCUCCAAACUCGGCGUGGUGAAGUUGUGUGACUUUGGGUUCGCGCGAAUGGUGGCUGCUCCCGGCGAGACGUACACCGACUAUGUGGCGACCAGAUGGUACCGGGCACCGGAAUUGCUCGUCGGCGACACUCUGUACGGCAAGGAAGUCGACGUGUGGGCGGUCGGCUGCCUCAUGGCCGAGAUGAUGACCGGAAAUCCCCUAUUCGCCGGCGACUCGGACAUUGACCAAUUGUUUUUAAUUACCAAAGCGCUAGGCAAAUUGUCCAACAAGCAUCAGCACCUGAUUUCUAGAAACCCCAUGUUCAAAGGCAUGCGAAUCGGUUCCGCCGUCACGCCUGCCAAUUUGUACGACAUGUUUCCGAGUUGGCCGCGACUAUCUCUCGACUUCACGUCUGCCUGCCUCCGCCUCGACCCCAACAGCCGACCACCCACUUCAGAACUUUUGCAACACACCUAUUUCAAUCACGAUGGCUUUCCCGGUGCCUUCCUGCCUGAGUUGCGUGCCCGAAUGCAGCAGGAGUGCCAAAACAACCCCCUCCUCUCGCGGCGUUUCAGCAACACCGCGAAUUCGGCGCGGAGUGUGAGAGGGGACGGGGCGCCGCACCCCAACCCCCAGAGUGACCUAGAGUCGCUGAUGCUGCCGGCGGCGCUGUCCAACCGCGGCCAGACUGACAGGGACGGAAGUGGACCGAGAUGGAAUAAAGUGCAGGAAGCGCCGGAGCGGAGGGAAAACCUCAGGUCACGGAGGGGUGGCAAGGAGGAGCAGGAGGGGAAGGCCGGCUCGCCGACCACCAGGACAUCGUCGCGACUCCAGAGGUCGCUGCAGCAGGAGUUGGCCGACCUCAUGCCGCCCUCACCUGCAGGUCACGACGUACACGCCUCGGGCUCGCACCUCUACGUGCUGCACCCCUCCAUCAACAACCUUAGCUUCGGAAACAUCAACUCAAGGUUUUCCGACACCUCAUUCAACAAACGGUCACCCUUGGGCAACGUGACCACAGGGACAAACGCCACCAGCCGCCACAAAGCACCCCCCUUGGUUCCCGCCGCCGGCACCAACAAGACAAAACGCAUUGGCAGCAUUUUGGGCGACAGCGUGGACCGGCCGCUCGAGUCGCCGCCCCCAGCCACCCUUACCUGGGGGCGGCGACUGGCACCACUAAGACACCGAGGCCUCCUACCCACUGAUGAAUUUUCUCUUCCGAACCUUCCCGGCGCCGUCGGGAGUCCCAACAAAAUGCUGAAGAAGCGCGAAAAGUUGGGCAAUCUUGUAAACAUCGAAAACUAUGUACCUUCAACCACGGACAAGCUGAGCAGCAAGUCAAAUUUGACGGACAAGGACUUGAGCUAGCUGUUAAUCUUCGGCUCCAGGAAGUCUUGGGGUCACAAAUGACGACAACUAACUCGAUUACGCGUCAUUUUGCAUAAUUUAUUGCUGCAUGAGAUAUAUGAGAAUAAAUUACAGUAAACGUGUGAGUGUACCAGACGAGGGGGCGCUUUCUUAUACAAGUUGGCGGAAGUAGGUGUUGCUUCUCGUGUGCCUUCUUUAUAUGUUUUUUUUUCUCUCCCCACUAAUUACACCAACGUGUUAUUUUAAUUGCGGGCAAAAUGCAUAACUAUGGUAUAAUUUACGCUACUGAAAUAACUCUGUCCAUUGAGAAUAAAAUUAAAAAAUUUGAAAUUAUUUUGAAACUGCG